Messenger RNA from Sitophilus oryzae (rice weevil), 2809 nucleotides. Its product is annotated as protein SCAI. The record is from RefSeq and is a predicted model, not a curated record. NCBI's taxonomy places the organism in Eukaryota, Metazoa, Arthropoda, Insecta, Coleoptera, Curculionidae. Gene Ontology annotation, biological process: DNA-templated transcription. Gene Ontology annotation, molecular function: transcription corepressor activity. The transcript has 10 exons. Bases 102 to 1805 code for a protein of 567 amino acids. Gene Ontology annotation, cellular component: nucleus.
GUAGCUCGACGCCGCGGACGCGCCGCUCGGCGACGACGGUGCCUUGUUUUUUGUUUUCGCAAACGAUGCCGACUAUAAUGCGCUCAUAAACCGGAGGAAAGAUGGUCGGUAUGGCUAGUAUGGAGGACCACGAACGGAAGAUCGUCAUGGAAUUCGUACAUCUGCUCGAGAAGUCAAAACAGUUGUUCAACGGACUGAGGGAUUUACCACAAUACGGACACAAACAAUGGCAGGCAUAUUUCGGCAGAACGUUCGACAUUUACACGAAAUUGUGGAAAUUCCAACAGCAACAUCGCCAAAUUCUCGAUACGAAAUACGGACUAAAGCGAUGGCAAAUUGGAGAAAUAGCGUCAAAAAUUGGACAACUCUAUUACCAUUACUACCUGAGAACCAGCGAAACAAAUUAUUUAAACGAAGCAUUUUCUUUUUAUUCCGCAAUUAGAGGAAGGGCGUAUUAUUCAAGAGCAGCAAAAGAAGAUAGGUCAGAACUGAUGGUAAAAAAGCUUCGCUAUUACGCACGAUUUAUAGUAGUGUGCCUUCUUCUAAGAAGAAUGAAGUUAGUUAGGGAGUUAAUAGUUGAGUUAGAUAGACAUAUCGCCGAUUAUACUAGCACUUACGAACCCGAUGAUCAGAUCGAAUGGAGUUUGGUGUUAGACGAGAUCAAAGCAUUUAUCACAUCUGAAUCGUUGGUGACGGUACUUCAUACGGAUACGAACCCUAUUGUUCUAUCCCACAGGUUGAGCCCGCUUACCACUCCACCUGUAGAGAAGUCACAAUAUAUGAAUUUAACACUACAAGAAAUACUAAUCGUUGGUUGUGCUACGGAUCAAGUCAAAUUUUCCGAAUUGACGAUGGAUAUGUUUCGAAUGAUCCAAACGUUGGAGCGAGAACCUCAAGAAGAGUUCAAUCACAUUUACGACGCGUCCCCGGCACCUGGACGUGUCCCUUACAGUGUACCUGGUCAAAAAGGAUAUUUGGAAAAUGGUGAUAGACCGGCACGAAGAGAGAAUCCCCAUAAAUAUCUUCUGUACAAACCCACACUCAGUCAAGUUCUUGUUUUCUUGGCCAGCGGCUUUAAAGAACUACCAGUGAAUGGAGCUUUACUGUUGUAUUUGUCUGCAGAUGGGUGUUUUUCAACGUCGAAGCAUCCGGAAGACAUGGGAUACGACCUGGGCGGUGUUUCGACGACCGGUAGAAGAGACGGAGAACACAAGAAGACAAAAGAAGUACACUGCCUUUACCCUGGUGACCUAUACCCGUUCACGAGACGUCCUUUAUUCGUGAUAGUGGAUUCUGACAAUAGUUUUGUUUUUCAACACAUUCCUAGAUAUUUCGGACAACCGUUAGUUACAUUAAUGUCACCGCAAGACACACCUCCUGCUUUUCAAGAUCAACAGCACAAUGGAUCUCUUUUCACGCUGUUUUUGCAUUCACCUUUGACCGCCUUUUGCUACUGUUGCAACAUCCCAAGUAUAGUAAUUCACCAUUGGGAGCGUUGCCAGUCAUUUGUUGACCGUUUUGUCACCGAAGCAUCAAGAUUAUUUACACGUUCGCGUGUUGAUCUAUCAUAUCUACAAUUUUUUGGAGACGAAUUCUUGCGGUUACUUCUACUACGAUAUGUGUUCUGCGACGUCGUGCUUCAUCUCCAUAGGUCGUUCAGGGGAAGGCAGUACCGGCCGCGAUGCCAGCCGCCCCUGCCAGAAGCUGAACUGCUCGAGCACCCAUCAUUACAGCAUUUGGUGCUUGAUUUGGCCACUCACUUGGAUGUACAAACGCAUUUCUUAGAGAGUCAUGAACUUGAAUGAUCCAGGAGUCCCUCCUCAUGGAUAUGCUUGGGAAUGAGCUUUAACACCUGGUCGUCCGCAUUGCAAACCCAUGAGGAUGGAGGGACCAUUCUCCCAAGAAAACUCAACAUUUCGCAGGCUGUAUUCACGGUCGCGGUGAUUGUCAUCGCAGUGGUGCGUCUGUUCACAAAUUUCACCAAGCUCCUGGAGAGGAUAUCGAAAAUGGCGGGGAGUUUACAAACGGAACUUGCCGGGACCCUUCGCGACCUUUUCGAUUUAAGCGACACGUUAAAAAACUUUGCUACGCUGAACGACAGGGUUUUGGUGAUGUUUAGGACGGAUAAAAACGUUUCCACGCUGGAAAACAUUUUCAUCGUUUAAACAGCUUCUAUAGACUUCUAAAGAAAUUUUAAAUACAGUGAUAAUAAUAUAAAUGUAAUCUAUUUGAAGUAAUGUGCGUUGGCAGUACUUUUUUUGUGCAGCAGGGGAGAAUUGUUCGUCAGUCAAUAUAGAGCAGUAGCCACAAUUUAAAAAAAAAAUGGCCAUACUUUUAUUAUGAAAAAUUAAUAUUUAUGCUUGGUUAGGCAAAAAAAAUACUGAGUAGCUGGUUUCCAUUUGGAUUCUAACCCAGUAUAGCAUCUCACAAAAAUUAUUUUUUUUUAAUUUUUAAAUUUCUGUUUAAAAGGCAAAAACUUUUAUCCAGGAACAAUUGCUUUUACUCGUACAAUAUUCGAAAAAUUUAGUAUUUUACUAUCAACUAAAGACAAACUGUUAUAUUUACUAAGAUAUUAAUAAAUUCUCAAACGAAUAACUAGUAGUCCCAUUGUUAAUGUAUUAUUCUUAUUAAAAGGCAGCUAACAGACUAUAUCUAAUAUACAGGAUGGUCCAAACUGUAUUCCGCAAACGUCAACAGUAUAUUUUGCCGAUAAAAAUAAGUAAAAAAGUUUGUAUAAAUGUAUGUCCUAAAAUGCUUUGUUUCGGAGAUACUGGGAUACAUUUCAUUUUUUCAUUUCGAUUUUUUUCCA